AUGGCGGAAAUAAAUCCUAUCCAUUAUUAUACAGAAGGUGGAGAUGUCAUCCUUCAAGUCGAAUGUACUCAUUUCCUUGUACACAAAUCUUUCCUUUCACUCGCCUCAGGGUUCUUUAAGGACUUUUUUACUCUUGCAACGCCUAAUUCAAUUAUAACAAUUAACAUUACAAACGCUAGUAAAAGUUCGAUUCCUGUUAUUGAGGUUCUUGAAGAAAAUGUUAUUUCAAUUCAAGAUAUGCUAUCAUUUAUUUAUCCGAACACAAUAUUGGAUAUCAAUUGGAAAAAUGUUGAGAAUUUGUUUCGAAUAGCCGAUAAAUUCAUUAUUAGAAAACUUACAAAUUCUUGUGACUUAUUUCUUCAAAGCAACUUGAUUGAGAAUGUUCUUACCUCUUUUAGACUCGCAGAUCAAUAUCGCUUACCAAUCCCUUAUAAAGAAGCGUCUAAGAUUAUUUUAGAUAACUUUCUCAAAUAUGAAACUAAAGACGAUUUUAUGCAAAUUCCAAAAAGAGCACGAGAAAGAUUGGGAUAUGGCCGUUUUCUCUAUCUUAAUAUCUUAGAGAAAUUUUAUUUGCGAUUGAAUAAUAAGGGGGGUAAGAUUCGUAACCUAUGUGUUUAUCCUACACCCAAACCAUCAUUUAUAUAUAGUGAAGGCAAUAAUGUAGAAAUAUUUAAGGCACAUUCGAUUAUCUUAGGGGCAAGGUCAAAGUAUUUUAAUGCCGCAUUUUUUAGUGAAUGGACAAAGAAAGAAAAUGAUAUAAUCAUUUUUAAGAAACCGAAUAUUAAACCACAAUAUUCACUCAAUGACAUCAAUACAAAUCAUAUUAUUGAUUUUCUUAUUGCUACUGACGAAUUAGGCCUUGUUGAGCUAUUUGAACCUAUUCAAAGAUAUGUUCUUUAUGAUCAAACUAAGUGGGCGCAAGAAAAUAUUAUUAAAAUUUAUAACGCUACUGUGAUAACCGAAUUGACAAUGUUUCAAUAUUAUAUUAAAGAAAUAAUUGAUUCACAACCCGAAUUAAUUUUUGAAUCAAAUGAUUUUAUUUCGGUGAAAGAGCGUCUAUUAAUUUCUGUUAUAGAAAAAGAUGAACUUGCACUCGAGGAAACUGAAAUCUUUAAUUAUGUUAUCAAGUGGGGAAUGGGACAAAAACCCUCAAUUAAUACAGAUUUAUCAGAACUAACGCAAGAGGAUUAUGUGAAAUUAAAAGUUCGAUUAAGUGAAGUGAUACAAUAUAUUAGAUUUUUUUCAUUAACUAGUGACGAGUUUUAUGAGAUGAUUUGGCCAUUUAGGAAAGUUCUUUCUGAUGAUUUAAUUGAUAAAUUAGUCGAAUAUAAUCUUUGCACGAACGAUGAUAUAUCUUCGCAAUUUGAUUCAUUACCAAAAAGGGUUUCGAGAUUUGGUUCAAAUAUCAUCAGCUUAAUACGAGCAAAUAUUAUAUUAAAUUGGAUAGAUCAUGAUCAAUCUGGGAUUUCUUAUGACUAUAAACUUUUACUUCGCGGUAGUCGCGAUGGAAUGGAUAUGAAUACAUUUUUUAGACUGUGUUCUAAUGAGAGUUCUAUUGUGGUUGUAAUAAAAUUAAAAGAUUCAAUGAAAAUAAUUGGUGGAUAUAACCCAACAUCGUGGAGUUCAUGUGCUUAUAAUUGGAUACCCACCGACGAAUCUUUUAUAUUUUCUUUUGAUAAUGCUAAAUUGAAUUGUAAUAUAUUAAGCAGGGUUGAGAAUGAAGAUUGUGCGAUCAAAAAUUUUCUCGAUGUAAUUGGAUUUGGAGAUUUGCAAUUUUUACCCUCUGGAUCUUAUGAUCAUAAAUAUUAUAAAAAUAGAAUUAUUCAUAAGGAUUUAUUUAUUAUAGAAGAUUAUGAAGUAUUCAAAAUAAUCCCUAAAGAGUAA
Messenger RNA from Funneliformis geosporum, 1884 nucleotides. The record is from the annotation of a GenBank genome assembly. NCBI's taxonomy places the organism in Eukaryota, Fungi, Glomeromycota, Glomeromycetes, Glomerales, Glomeraceae.